CCAUGUCUGCCUGUGUCUGUGUGGAAGAAGCCUGCAGCUUGCUCAGCCUUUUUCCUCCGCCUCUUUAGCAUCUUCAGGAGGCGGCAAACAGGGGCUGGGCUGCUCCAUGCUCUGCUGCAUUUAUUUCCUGCAGACCGUGGCCUUAACCAUCUGCGCCUCCCUGCGGCUCUCCGCCGGCGUUGGCCUCCGCGCCCUCUGAACUCGUCUGUUCCACCUUCCUCCAUUCUCCUCGCCGUCUCCCGCCAUCGCGUCCAGCUGUGGCCCUCACAGGGCGCGCUCGCUGGCUCUCACCUGACAGGUCCCUGGCCUCAGGACGACAGCCAGCAACAACACGUUCCCUAUAUGAGGGACAAAGCGACGCAGACCCCCAGGGCCUGGGCAGAUGAGAGGAGGAGGGGCUCUCACAAACGCUCGGCCUCCUGUGGGAGCACCGACCAACUCAAGGAGAUUGCCAAAUUGCGUCAGCAGCUCCAGCGCAGCAAGCGCAGCAGCCGCCAUCGGAGGGACAAGGACCGCAAAUCCCCGUUCAACGGCAGCCAUGCCAUCAUUCAGUCACAGUCGCCUAUGCCCAAGACCAUCCUCAUACCAAUCCCUAUAUCCAAAUCCUCGGCUCCUCGCUUCCGCAACAGCGUGGAGGGCCUGAACCAGGAAAUCGAGCGCAUCAUCAUCCGAGACACCCCUGAGAAGGAUGAGACCAUCGUUCCGCAGGAUGUCCCCGAUGGCCACCGUGCGCCCCCACCAGUUCCCCCUCAGCGCAGCAGCAGCACCCGCAGCAUCGACACACAGACUCCAUCGGGGGGUGGCCUUAGCGGCAACCACAGCAACUGCAGCAGCCGUCCGGACUCCAUCUCCCCCUCCUACCUCAGCGUCCUCAACGACACGGCUGGAGGCAGCCCCUACGAUGAGAAAGAGCUAAGUCCGUGCUCCCCACUGCCCAAGUACGCCGCCUCUCCCAGACCCAACAACAGUUACAUGUUCAAGAGAGAACCACCAGAGGGUUGUGAGAAGGUCAGAGUAUCUGAAGAGUCCAUGCCCAAACCUCUGGAGGAGAUCCCUCCCUUCCUGUGUCCCGACCGCAACAAGGUCAACUUCAUCCCCAACAGCGGUUCUGCCUUCUGCCUCGUCAGCAUCCUCAAGCCCCUGCUUCCCGCCCCGGACCUCAACUUUCGCCCGGGUGUGGGCCUCCGGAGCCUGUCCCCAUCCCUGGUGCCUCUGUCCACCCAGCCCUGUCUCCUGGAGGAGCCUGAGAGCUUUUGACUGCCCCAUUGGCCUCAAAGUCAACAACUCUCUUUCCCCUUCCUAUCAGCUGAAUCAGAAAACACUACGGAAUCAACCGUUUUGCUCCUAAAACAAAACAAAAAAAAAAUGCCUUUAGCAUGCCAGCUAAGCUCUCUCUGAUGUCCUUCUUUUGUUAAAAAGCUCUUCCCACUGCCUCCUCCUCUGACGUGAGACUCCUGCCUUCCAGAGCAGGUGUUUGUAGCUCACAUUUCACCGCUUUCUUCUACCUUCAACACUGGUUCUGUUCCUGUUCUUCUAGGAGGAAACGGGGAGAAAAAAAAGACAGACAUUUCUUUUGAUUUCAUCGUAUUAUACCAUGGCGCCUUUCCACAGACAUAUCUCUUUUUCUAUCUACGGUUGUUUGUCUUGAUAUAAAUUAUGCCUUCCAUUAUGACAAAAAAAAAAAAAAAAAAGGCCGCUGGUUUUCUUGGAGACCGCCAGAUCGACCACAGAGGUUAACUUUGGUGCUGCCAGAUGAAUCGUAGCAUACCUUGAAGGGAUGUGAGAAAUUCAAAAAUGUGCCUGAUGUUUUAGACCGCAGUUUCCCUGAACCAUCAUAAUGCUGUGAGCGUAAUUAUGGUCAUUGCAGUAUGAAGGCCGUAGAUACAAGCAGCAAAGCAGAUAAAGUACAAACAGCGUAUCCUUAAAAUACUUGCAGACCAAAUCCUGGGAUCUGUUUGCUACUUUUUUAUCAGCCGUUUGCUGGGUAUCUAUGGGAAACACAGGCCAGGGCUAUGACGUACGACGCGUGUUCAACCUGUGUCUGCUUGCCCCUCGCCACGCCCAACCUCCCUUCAGCGCCAACCUUUUGCUCACCCUCGCCCAUCUUUUCUCCGUUUUGCAAGCUCUUUCUCUUUGUUGAGGUCCUCCUGUCUUGGUCGGCUUGUAUUGCUUUUGGAAUGCAUCUACUUGCAGGGUUUUUCUCACGGAGAGGCUGGUCAACCCAAGCUUCCAUGCAUCCGCAGACCAUCGGGGCAAUCUGGGUCACAGAAAAUAGACAAUUUUAAACUAUUUCUAUAGCCAGCAAAGAAUCAAAUGAAACAGUGUACUGUUAAUGGUUAAAACAAACUACACUUAGUAGAGCAUCUUUAUAUUUAGUCUCUUUAUCGUCCUAAUUUCAGAUUGACUUAACCUAGAACUGGUGUGGCCCAUAUAAACGUAUAUAAUCCAUUACUAUGCUAGAGAUGUACAAACAAAUUUGGUACGAGGUUGAUCGGUUGAUUAACAUCAAAACUGUAUGGUAGUUGAAAGCUAUCUACUUUCAAUACUCCCGUGGUCGGAGUAUUAAGGAUUCAAUAUCAUAAGAUAUGAUAUUGAAUCCUUUUGAUCAUUUUAAGAAUACCUAAAAAAAAGAAAAAAAAGAAGAAAAAAAAGUGGAGCUUUUUCACCUUGCUAAGGGUAGACCUCCUAAAAUACGUAAUUCCCUUUAGAAAUCUUCCUGGACAAAUGCUAUCAUACAAGAUUCAAUAAAGUGGUCAUGAACUUUACUAAAAUGUUACUUCUGAGAAUUAUUUCUCAGAAGUAACAAACAGUGUGAGAUAUUUUACCGUCUGUCUGGUAUCGAACUGGCUAGAAUUGGAAAUGUUGGUAGUUUUUAAAUCUUGGAAUUAAGGUAAAGAAUUUCACAGAUUGAGCUGUUUUGGUAAUGCUAACCAUGCUAAUUGAUUACAUAAGUUUCUAAAAGGCUUAAAUAUCUCAACUACAUCGGAAUUUUCUGCUUGAAAAUUUUAUGAGUAAUGUUUUACAGCAACUGCUGUGUCAAACUUGUAAUCCUAAAUAGCUAAUGAUUGUUAAUGAUAAAUUUUAAGGGAAACAGAACUGGCUCAAGUCAAUAUCCACAGAUCAAAGUCUUACAAAACCAAAGAUUGGAAAUCAGUUCCAAAAUACUUUAAUGGUUCAUCUCUAAUAGUUUUUUUUUUUUUUUUUUUUCUUUGGUUGUGGGUGGUAAGAAAAUAUUAAGUCUAAACUGAUUGGCCAAUUUGUCUGACACCUGCAGUAUUACAGUUUUUCUAAAGAAGAAACAAACAAAAGCUUACCUUUCAAGUCAUUAAGCAACGGAGCAUUCGGAAAUUGUGCAAAGCUGAAAUUCUUGUCGCGUGCCAUAUUUUUGGAUGACUAUUUGACGAACAUUUGUUUUUGAAAAUUGUUGCAGUUGCUUUGGGAAAGAACUUAGCCUAGCACUGUCUUAGUCAUGCUCAUGAUAAACAGCAGCUGUUUGAGUGUCUCCAGUUAUUUCAUUGUCUACUUUUUUACAUUGAUGUCUACAAUUAAGCUGUAUGAAAUUCACAAAUUCUACAUUUUAGAAAGACUAAAUAAUCCAGAAUAAUACAAAUUAACUAAAAUACACUUCACUUUUUAAUGAAGAUAUAACAAAAGUUUCACUGAGAUAAACUGAAUCCGUUUAGAUGACUGUAGUUUACACAUUGACAGCCUCUCCGUGUCAGAACCCACUCUCCUGUAUUUUUUGUAGAUGUCACAAUUAAUUAACGGUGCCUGCUACAGUGGGACAGGAAUGUACUGGACUUGUAAAUACAGAGGCACUGUGUUUGUAUUACUGGCUGACAGAGAUAUGUAAUGGGACGAGGCAAACAAGUGUAACGUACGACUUCUCAGCUGAGUACUGUGAAUUACAACUUGACUCAUUAUUGUGAAUAAUAACGUAUUUAUUUAUCAGACAGGAGAGGAAUUGGGUCUUUGGAGAUUUCUAAGCAAGAACUGACAUCUCAGGUCGUAGAGAAUAGGACACAAAGAUAUAUGCUAACAUAAACAGAGCAAAACGACAACUGCUUUCUAUGUAGCCUCACACGGUGGAAAUCCCGACUGACUUUAAUUUGUAGCAGAGUAGAUGUAGAAAAGUGUGGAUGUUAUUUGUUCAGCGACCCGACUUGGAGCAACGGCUAGUUACGACGAAAAAGGGAGAGAAAAAAUAAUAAAAAAUUGGCCUGUUCCGAAAUCCACUUGCUGAAACACAAUCACGACGAUGGCGGCAUGUUCCGACUUGUCGCUUGGAAAUGUCACCAAAAAA
Poecilia latipinna (sailfin molly) is the source of this 4303-nucleotide messenger RNA. It is a transcript of the gene fam117ba, whose product is annotated as family with sequence similarity 117 member Ba. The annotation marks the transcript as partial. NCBI's taxonomy places the organism in Eukaryota, Metazoa, Chordata, Actinopteri, Cyprinodontiformes, Poeciliidae. The transcript has 8 exons. The record is from RefSeq and is a predicted model, not a curated record.